Pecten maximus is the source of this 3541-nucleotide messenger RNA. RefSeq names its product stearoyl-CoA desaturase 5-like. Gene Ontology annotation, cellular component: endoplasmic reticulum membrane. The record is from RefSeq and is a predicted model, not a curated record. The coding region runs from base 203 to 1192 and encodes 329 amino acids. Gene Ontology annotation, biological process: unsaturated fatty acid biosynthetic process. The transcript is spliced from 5 exons. Gene Ontology annotation, molecular function: iron ion binding; stearoyl-CoA 9-desaturase activity. Lineage: Eukaryota; Metazoa; Mollusca; Bivalvia; Pectinida; Pectinidae.
AAUUCGGCUCGUCACAUCAUCUGAUUCACGAACACGCGGUGCCGAACUCGCUCACACCACCGGUAGUAAACAAGUCCACGUGGUUGUACGAGGAAGAGGAGGCUUCUUAGUCGCUGUUAUCUACAGCAAGUUCCGGACAGUAUUCAGUUUACCUACAUCUUAACUCACACGAAGCAAUUUGCUGUAACAGACUGUCAUAGGAAUGGCACCGAGGAAUCCGGAACCGGAAACUGAAUCCACGUGCGACGAAGACGUGGAUCAACUUGGCCUUGACAAUGUGGCUAAACUGGAAGAAACAAAUGUGGACAACCCACCGAUGAAAAUUGUCUGGAGAAAUGUUGUGAUAUUUGUUAUCCUCCAUCUUGCUGCUUUGUAUGCCGUGACUUUAAUCCCCGGAUCACAACCUCUGACAUGGGCGUGGUCCGUAGUAUACUACUUCCUAGCCGCCGUCGGGGUAACAGCUGGGGCCCACAGACUCUGGUCACAUAGGUCUUACAAGGCUAAAACACCACUCCGUGUCCUCCUGGCCUUCUUUCAGUCAGCAGCUUUACAGAACGACAUUUUCGACUGGGUACGCGACCAUAGAGUCCACCACAAGUUUUCUGAGACGGAUGCUGACCCUCACAACGCCACACGAGGAUUCUUCUUCUCCCAUAUCGGCUGGCUGUUGGUGAAGAAACACCCGAAAGUCAUCGCCAAGGGCAAACAGAUCAGUCUCAAAGACUUGUACGAUGACCCCGUUGUGAUGAUACAGAAACGGUUUUACAAGCCGUCGGUGCUGUUAAUGUGCUUCAUCGUGCCGACCAUUGUACCCUGGUAUUUCUGGGGAGAGACGCUUUGGAACUCUUUCUACCUGGCAUCCAUUCUACGGUACACCUUAGUGUUAAAUGCUACGUGGCUAGUGAACAGUGCUGCCCACAUGUGGGGCUCAAAACCUUACGACAAGACAAUAAGCCCGUCUAAUAACAUAGCGGUCGUGUUGAGCGCGGCCGGCGAGGGUUUCCACAACUACCAUCACGUGUUCCCUCACGACUACGCCACGAGUGAAUACGGAAUCCGCUAUAAUUUUACUACAAUGUUUAUAGAUUUUAUGGCAUGUUUGGGUUUAGUGUCGGACCGAAAAGUUAUCUCCCCUAAAACAGUUCAGAUGAGGAAGGAAAGGACAGGCGAGAAAGCGGCAAAAUCAUCUUAAGUGCUUUUUGUUGUUUUGUUUGUGUUUUGUUAAUAAGACAGAAUGUGGUAGCUUGGUGUCAAUUGUGGAGCCCUGGAAUUACUCGCUAAACAUAUUGUACCCCUCAAGGACCGAUAUCACUGGCAGAGCUAACGGUAUAUAUAUAUAAUGGUAUAUUCUUAAUUGAUUAAAGAUCAAUUAAAACAUAUAUUUCUUUCACAAUGUUCUGUUAAAAUCAAGAUAUAGGGAAAAAAUAUUUUGAAUUUAAUUGUAUAUAUGUUUUCAGAUUUCGUUGUAUUUAAUUACGUUUCUCAAGAAAAAUAUUCAACCUUUAUCAACCGAUUGUAUAUUAGGUCCCAGUCAAUUUGACUCGAAUUAUUACAUUUUUCAUGAUAAUUUUAAUUCGUAUGUAAAACAUUUAUGUUGUGUAUAAAACAAUUGUCGUGUUAUUCUAGUUUUUCGACUGUUGAUAUCAGUCAUAUUGUAUAAGAUUUCGUUUCCCUGUGUUGUCACAAAUAUUAUUUUUGAUGAGAACGAAGUGCUUCUGAAGUGUUCUGCAUACAGUCUUUCGUUUGUGUGGUUGUUAAAAACAUGUAUGGGGUCUAAAGGCCAUGUUAUGGUUUUGACUGAAUGCAUGUGACAAAGAAAAGUUAUAUAAAUGAAUGCAUGAGUGUGAAUAGCAUAUGCACAACAAAUACAGAUGUCUACAUAAAGAGUAUCAAGUACACAAUCGCAAGACAUUGAAGCAUUACGACUCUUAAUGCAGUAAGAAGGAAUAUAUAAAUAUUAUUCUCUGGCUCCCAGCUCGUUUCUGUUCAUUUUGAAUAAUUUAUGUCAUAAAUGAUUAUUUUAAGGUAAUAUACCUGUAUCAGCCAGUUGCUAUGAUGACGCCAUAUGAACUAUGUCACUGUCAACACGAAUCCGGAACACCUCUGGGUUUAAACAAAUAAACGAGGAGUUCCGGAUGUGUCAACACGGUGUUUUUGGCUACAUUAUUGAUAUACGGUUCCCUAGCUGACAGUUAUAGCUGGAGCAAGAAGUAACUGCGAUGCAGAGCAAAUGUAAAACAAUUUGCAAAAGAAAGUGUUUGUUUGUGAAUGAGCGCGUUUAAAAAGUUGUGGACAUGACGAGAGGCUGUCUGUUAGAAAAAUAUGCGGUCUGUUGAAACUGAGACUACUGAAACCGUUUGUUUGUAAAGCGAGUUAUUUAUGUGUUGAUACAUUAUUCGUUUCAGUGAUAGUUUUAUAGCAACAAUUGUUAACAUUUGUUGUGAGCUUAUGACACAUUGUAGUAAAACUUCGAUAUAAUGCCCUUAUGUCAUGAGCUGACCCCCAUUUGACGCCAGUAUAAACCAGGCUCACAUUUUAAUUCCCAUCAAUCAGAAUGUUAAAGCUAUUCAUGUUAUUAAAUAAACUAAUGCUCAUACCAACAUUUUCCUUCUUUUUGUUUAACACACUGUUCAAUAUGUUGACUUCGAUAUAGCGCCAUAUCCCUUAUAACGUCAAACCCUUGAUAAAUGGAUGGCAGUAUAACGAGGUUUUCUUAAACAAUGUCAAUCUAAUGUAUAUUUUUCUGGGGGAAACCUAUCUUGUGAAUUAUAUUAUCAAAUGGAAGUGUGAAAAGGUGUUAAGCUUUGAAAAUGAUGUUAAAAUUGGCAUGUUUUAAACGUGAUACUUGGACAGCUAUUUUGGUAUAUAUGUCAGAAUAGGUCUUGUUAUCCGCCAGUAUUCGGCUAUUAUAUGUAUGGGAAUGUUUCUAUCACAUCUCCUCCUAUUUGUGCAUAAGUGCUAUUAUAAUUGUCUUGUGUUGACAGUCAGUCACACUAAAUUGAACGCAUUGUUUUAAAGGCCCUAAGUUUUUUCUUUAUAUCGAUUAUUUAAUGAAUGGUCAAUACCGAUUUAUGUAGGGUUUAUUUUUUGAAACAUACUGUUUCUAUGUAAUGAUUAAUGAAAAAUGGUCAUAUAUCAAUGGAAAGAAGAUAGAUACAUAAUGUAUACAAAUCAUCGCCGGAAUGCAGGUGAGGUACGGAAUCUACCAUUGAUCGUUUUCUUGACCAUUUCCCCCUCAGAAUUCCCUGUCUUCAUACAGUAUCAAUACUGGAAGUUGUGAAAAGCUGUGAAACAUUUCACCUGCUUCACAUAUAGCUGCAUAUAUGUGUGCCUGUACAUUAUUUUUAAAAUUAUAUUUCGUCAUUUUGUAUCAGAGAUUUUUUAUUAGAAUUAUUUUUGUUGUCUUGCUAAAACCAGCGGUUGGAGUCUUGCGUGUAGAAUGCUACUGAGCAGACAAAACAAUGUUUAAAUUUGUGUUAUUUUGCGGAAGAAUGUUAUUGGUCAUAACAAUUAUAUUGCGAAAAUAAAAUUUAGAAUAGUU